Salvia splendens (bonfire salvia) is the source of this 3493-nucleotide messenger RNA. RefSeq names its product putative RING-type E3 ubiquitin transferase C3H69. Lineage: Eukaryota; Viridiplantae; Streptophyta; Magnoliopsida; Lamiales; Lamiaceae. The record is from RefSeq and is a predicted model, not a curated record. The transcript is spliced from 8 exons. Gene Ontology annotation, molecular function: metal ion binding; ubiquitin protein ligase activity. The coding region runs from base 2005 to 2955 and encodes 316 amino acids. Gene Ontology annotation, biological process: protein polyubiquitination.
CUAUCAACCCCUUCUUCUUCAUAAACCUCCAAAGUUAAUCGUAUGUAUAAAGUGUAAUCCCACUUUAACUUUUUGAUUUGUUCAUAAAGUUUGCAACUUUAUACUCCUUACUAUUCCACUCUAUGGUUUGACAUGUGCAAGAUUCUUGGUGACUGUGUCAAUUCCCCAACUCUCUCUCUCUCUCUCUCUCUCUCUGCUUGGGAGGGCAGAGCUUUGUUUGUUCAAUCUCAUUAAAAGUAUGGGAGUCUGCGUGGUUGUUUUUAUCCUUGGCAUCUUAAAUGUGUAAAUUGAAACUACUCAAAUGUAUGGAAUUGGUCUGAAUUGGGGCUUGCUGCUUCAUUUCCAACUAGGGUUUAUUGGUUAAUGAAAGUAAGCAUUGCACGGUAGCUUAAUCUUAAAUGGUAAAGAGUCCCAUGUUUUGUUAGAUGAGUGGUGAUAUUGAUCAUUGAUGACUGAUUGACUGGUGAAUAGGAGAUAGUCCUAGAUGAGAUAACAUUUGGAUGAACAUGUUGAACUUAUGUGGAGAAUGUUAUUUAUACUUGUUACAUAAACCAGCACGGUUAGAUGUAGGAAUUGACAUAUUUCAUGGGAAUUUGUCAUCAAGAUCUUGGAUAUACACUCGCUUUCAAUGAAUCAGGUUAGAAAACAUAUCCUCUCAGUUGGAGGGAUAUCUAGAGAGUCGUAUCAUAUUGAGAAUGUUUACAUGCUGUACUUAAUCCAAAAGGAAAAAGGGUCUUUAUUGGAUUAGAUACUAAUGAUCUAACACUAAAAUCACUAAAUUGCUUAACUUGGAAAAUGUCUAUGUAGUAUGCACACAAUUUAGAUCUUUAGUAGAAGCACCUAAUGUGGCAUAAUCUCUGAACCUUACUUUUUGUCUUGCUGUUUGAAAACUUGUCUUAAUCAUCAAUAAAGUAAGGCAUAUUUUCCUUGAUGGGCUCAUUAAUGUGGAUGACAGACUAAGAUUUUCAGCCUUUUUGGUCCCCCAGAAGUAGCCAAAGUAGUUGGCCAUUUCCAUCUUUAUAGAGAAUGGAGAAACUUAAAGUAGGCAACAAAUGGCACAGUAGUCUGUGUGAAAGAUGCAAUUAGCUUCAUGGUUUACGCAUAUGCCUGUGUGUUAAGAGGCUUAUAUGGUGGCUAAUGCACUCUUUAGUUCGAAUAUCUACUUGUGCGUUGAGAGGCUUGUACACAACUAAUCUUGGUUGCUUCAAUAGACUUAUUAUAGUAGAUAAAGCUUGAAGUUCUGUUACUUCAUCCUUGCAAAGUGCUUCAACUCAGCUCGUAAUGGAGAUUAUUGUGCACGGAUCUUCCUACCGUUAACGGGAGAAGGGGCUAUUUGCAUAUGCCCCACCUCACCAAGGCAUUGAUGGAGAGUGGAGCGACCUCUCCGGUGUAAUCGUCUAUAGAUGGAACGACAGAGAUAAUCGCCCCAACACCGGCCGCCCCAACUGGAAGAAGCGAUGGAGCUGCUGCGCUGAGUACGACGAGAACGCCCCUCCCUGCCAAAGAGGCCCUCAUGUAUCCUAUGAUGAUGGUUUCACCAUGUACUAAUGUUCCCACCUCUCCAAGAUUAAUUGUAAGAAAUGAAAUACAGUAUACUCCAUUAAUUAUACAGUCCUAUACACAUUGGAGAGCUCCUGACAAAUUAAUGAAUUUCAUGCUUUUCAUACAAGCUCCAGAUUACAUUGAUCAUACAUGUCAAUAUCCAGUUUUUUGUGUUCUGUUUUUCUUCUCUUUCAAAAAAAGUGAUGGCGGGUGGAUUUUAUUAAAAAAAUUUGAAAUAGAAUUGUUAUGAGUAAUAAUUGGAAGAUUACUAUAUUGGGCAAUGGCAUAUGCGAAAGAGAAAAACGAGGCGUGAUCCUUGAAAGUUGACAUCAUCCCCUAUAUACGCUCUCAAAUUCCUUCCUAAUUUAUUGAUUCAUCAUUCACUUGCGAGUUGCGAGCCUUCUUUUCGUUAUACUCAAGCAAGCAAAUUCGUGAGUUUCCGCACGGAUUCUCACGAACGCCAUGUCUAAGCGGGUUAUAUGUAAAUUUUUUGCCCAUGGCGCUUGCUUGAAAGGGGAGCACUGUGAGUUUGCGCAUGAUUGGAAGGCCCCAUCUAGCAAUAUAUGUACCUUCUAUCAAAAGGGGAUUUGCACAUAUGGUAGUCGAUGCAGAUACGAACAUGUCAAACUUUCUCCUUCUUCAUCGGAUAGUCCCCUCCCCGUUGUUUCUGGAACUGCAGUGUCCGCCACAGAUUUGGCACGAAAUGUUUCUCCCCCAUCAGGACAUCAUGAUAUGCUAAAUGAUGAUAAUCUCAUGGGCCAUUCGAACGAUGCUGGUCCAUCUGGUUAUGCUAUGUGUUCUUUUGCUGCUGUUGGUGAUUGCCCGCGAGGGGAAGACUGCCCUCACAUUCAUGGGGAUGUAUGUCCAAUCUGUGAGAAACGAUGCUUGCAUCCCUUUAGGCCUCAAGAAAGAGAAGAGCACUUGAGGUCUUGUGAGAAAAGGCGUAAACAUUUAGAAGCACUGAGGUGUAGUCAAGAUAUAGAGUGUAGUGUGUGUCUGGAGGCUGUCCUCUCGAAGCCUACGUCAGCGGAAAGGAAAUUCGGGAUUCUAUCAGAGUGCGACCAUUCAUUUUGCAUAUUGUGCAUCAGAAAUUGGCGUAGUAGCUCUCCGAGUUCUGGGAUUCAUGUUAAUUCUGCUAUUAGAGCUUGCCCUAUAUGUCGAAGACUUUCAUACUUUGUCAUUCCUAGUGUCGUCUGGUAUUCCUCGAGUGAGGAAAAACAAGAAAUUAUUCAGAGCUAUAAGACAAAACUGAGGUUUAUCGACUGCAAGCACUUUGACUUUGGGAACGGGACUUGUCCAUUUGGGACAAGUUGCUUCUACAAGCAUGCAUUUCAAGAUGGUCAUCUUGAGGAAGUUGUUGUACGCCAUGUUGGCGGUGAUGACGGAGAUAACAGUCAUUGCCAACGACAUUAAGGAUCUCCGACUUCCUUAACUUGCAGAUAAGAUGAUUAAACAGUUUUGAUUUCUACUAAUUCUUCCAUGUCAGUACUCACAUCUCCUUAACAUAUGGCAAUUGAUAUGCAUAUGCAUCCCUAGUUUUCCAUGUUGUUACUAAAUAUAAGAAGCUUACACAAGGAAUUUGGUGGGAUGAUCCCUAGUUUUCGAUGGCAGCAGGGAAUUUGGUGGGAUGAUCCCUAGUUUUCGAUGGCAGCAGGGAAUUUGGUGGGAUAAUGUUCAAGUAGCAUUUUGACAACCUAUGGAACGAGCCUGCUUUUGGGCAAAUGCAGCUAUUAUUUGAGUUGAUGGAGCACUGAUUCCGUCUGCCAUUUCUAACUAAACUGAUAGUUAAGCUGGAAUAUAUUGAAAAGUGAAAAUGAUGUAAAUCUAUUAACUAUACCAAGAGUGAGGUUUUGGUACUCGUGGGCUUACCUUGUGCGUUGUAAUUUUCCUAUUGCUUGGAACAUGUACGCAUUUACUCCUUUAUUUAUGAAUUCUUUACAAUUCACCAUUA